GGCCUAAAAACAAUCAAGGCCCACCUUAAGAAAACGAGCGAGCAAGAGGGCCUGAUUGGGAGGAUUCAACAGGCGAGGGCGAUUGAAUGAUUCAGGAGAAAAAACAGAAGAAGUGAGCGGAACAUGGUAGUUGCUGAUCUGGAAACAAUAACAACAGAAAGGGAAGAGGAUCGAAUCCCUAAACCCUAACAACCACCUUUCAUUGCCCUCUCCACGGCCUCUCUCUCUCUCUCUCUCUGUCAAACCCAUCCCGUGGCCACACAUACGGGCAAUUCACGUCUCUCUCAAUAGCAGUCCAUCCACUGCAUCUGAACGGUUCGGAUCGCUGAAUCAUGGGCCGCAUUUGCAAGUAUUAAAAACCCGAGUACGCUGUACGAAGAAAGCCUCGGGUCGCGUAUCGUGUAAUCUCAAUUUUCUUUCCAGCUCCGUCUCUGCUGAAGAAAUGAAGCGAAGAAAACUGGAAUCCGUUUCCGAAGCUCGGAUCUCAGACCCGAGAACCGAAGAAAGAAGCGAAGAGCCGAUUUCGAGGGAAAAUCGCUCCUCCUCUCUCUUCUCAUCUCCGAGGAGAAUCCUUUUGCUAUGCCUGGCCUUCCGUACAGCUAAUUCCUUACUCGUGCGGACCUACUUCAACCCCGACGAGCACUGGCAGUCUCUGGAGGUGGCCCACCGCAUCGUAUUCGGAUAUGGACAUCUUACGUGGGAAUGGAAGAAGGGGAUCCGAAGCUACCUUCAUCCACUGAUCUUUGCUCUCCUGUACAAAAUCCUUGAGUUCUUCCAUUUGGACACUCCCUCGUUCAUGAUGAAGGCUCCACGGCUUCUGCAGUCCAUUUUUUCCUCAUUUGGCGAUCUCUACUUGUACAAGCUUUCUUAUCUAAUCUUCAAUGAGCGUGUUGCUCGAUGGGCUCUCUUUUCUCAGUGGGUGAACUGGUUUAUGUUUUUCUGUUCCACACGGACCCUAUCAAAUAGCCUGGAGACAGCAUUGACCAUGAUCGGUCUAUUCUACUGGUGGCCCUCUCUCAAAGGUCUGUCCAAACCAGGUCCAUUGGCUUCAAGAAAGUUAGCUUUGGCUGUGGCGGCAUUAGCUUGUGCUGUUAGACCAACAAGUGCUAUUACAUGGUUGUAUAUUGGCCUUUUGGAUCUGUUUAAAAUACGUAAUAGGGUGAAAUUUCUAUUCCUUGAGGUAGUCCCAAUCGGGGCUCUAGUGCUCGGAAUCACAUCUUUAUUAGAUCGGUGGAUGUAUGGUUCAUGGGUGUUCGUGCCUCUUAAUUUUCUCAAGUUCAAUUUUCUCUCUUCUGGGGGAGACUAUUAUGGGACCCACAAAUGGCAUUGGUACUUCACCCAGGGAUUCUCAGUCAUGCUUUUCAGUUUCCUACCAUUCUCAAUAGCUGGCAUCUUUCAGUCCAAGGAAUGGAAGCUUUCUGGCCUGAUUGCAUGGGUUUUAGGACUUUAUAGUGUCCUUGGUCACAAGGAAUUCAGGUUUGUCCUGCCAGUGCUUCCCAUUGCUUUAAUGUUCUCUGGAUAUUCAUUAGCGGCAAUGGAAAACCUUGAUUCUUCGGAUAAUAGAAAGAAAGGAGCUUCAAAAUUCCACAUCAGGUGUCCCACUAAAAUGCAGCUGUCGAUCUUUUUCUUGCUUGUGACCAAUCUUCCAAUGGCUUUAUAUAUGAGCUUGGUUCAUCAGAGAGGAAGUGAAGAUGUUAUGAACUUUUUAGCCAAAGAGGCCCUUCAUGGAAGAGUCGAUAGCGUUAUUUUCCUAAUGCCCUGCCAUGCUACACCUUAUUACUCCACCCUACAUUGCAACUUGCCCAUGCGCUUCUUGGAUUGCUCUCCGAGCGACGAUAAAGGAAGCCUUGAUGAAUCAGACCGUUUCAUGAUGGACCCAGUUGGGUUUGUAUCGAACAUGGCCGGGAAUUGGUCCGUACCUAGCCACAUAGUAAUGUUUGAUUCUGAAGAAAGAAAGUUGAAAGAGUUUCUAACCAUGCAUUCCUUCAGAGAGAUAAAAAGAUUUUUCCACGCACACUUCAAAGUGGACCGUGAUCUUCAAGCGUCUGUUCUUGUGUAUGCCUGGAAAGGCGAGUGAUGGGCCACACAUUCAUGCAAGGUAAUCUUAGUUGGACGCAUUUGUUAUGGCUUAUAGGCUCCAGUUGCUAUGAGUUUUUCCAAUGUAAAUCUAUCGUGUGAUUAAUUGGCGUUCGCCAGUAUAUUAAAUGACAAUUUAUUUCUGA
Magnolia sinica is the source of this 2222-nucleotide messenger RNA. RefSeq names its product mannosyltransferase APTG1. The record is from RefSeq and is a predicted model, not a curated record. The transcript is spliced from 9 exons. Gene Ontology annotation, cellular component: endoplasmic reticulum membrane. Bases 443 to 2077 code for a protein of 544 amino acids. Gene Ontology annotation, biological process: GPI anchor biosynthetic process. Gene Ontology annotation, molecular function: alpha-1,2-mannosyltransferase activity. NCBI's taxonomy places the organism in Eukaryota, Viridiplantae, Streptophyta, Magnoliopsida, Magnoliales, Magnoliaceae.